AUGGCUCGUACCAAGCAGACCGCCCGAAAGUCCACCGGUGGCAAGGCCCCCCGUAAGCAGCUCGCUACCAAGGCUGCCCGCAAGUCCGCCCCCUCCGCCGGUGGUGUUAAGAAGCCUCACCGUUAUCGCCCCGGUACCGUUGCUCUCCGUGAGAUUCGUCGUUACCAGAAGUCGACUGAGCUCCUCAUCCGAAAGCUCCCCUUCCAGCGUCUCGUUCGUGAGAUCGCUCAGGACUUUAAGACCGACCUCCGCUUCCAGUCAAGCGCCGUCAUGGCCCUCCAGGAGUCCGCCGAGGCUUACCUCGUCUCUCUCUUCGAGGACACCAACUUGGCUGCUAUCCACGCCAAGCGUGUCACCAUCCAGCCCAAGGACAUUGCCCUUGCCCGCCGACUCCGCGGUGAGCGCACCUAA
Messenger RNA from Ustilago hordei, 411 nucleotides. Its product is annotated as Histone H3.2. The record is from RefSeq and is a predicted model, not a curated record. Gene Ontology annotation, cellular component: nucleosome. The transcript is spliced from 2 exons. NCBI's taxonomy places the organism in Eukaryota, Fungi, Basidiomycota, Ustilaginomycetes, Ustilaginales, Ustilaginaceae. The coding region runs from base 1 to 411 and encodes 136 amino acids. Gene Ontology annotation, molecular function: structural constituent of chromatin; DNA binding; protein heterodimerization activity.